AUGAAUUCAUUUUCUGCAUUAUGUGUCUUAGCCUUAAUACUCAUUAUGGUUAGUCACUUUGUACAAGCUCAAGAUUCUCCAGCAGAUUAUCUAAAAGGACAGAACGCCGCGAGAUCGGCGGUCACCAAAGUUAAGAUUCCAGAUCUUGUUUGGGACAACAAGGUUGCUGCAUUUGCAAAUAAUUAUGCUAACCAACGCAAAGAUUGUCAAUUGGUCCACUCAGGUACUGAUCGAUACGGAGAGAAUAUCGCGAUGAGCAGCGGUGAGAUGUUUGGAACAGAUGCUGUGACGAUGUGGGUUAACGAGAAACCCUACUAUGAUUAUGAUAGUAAUUCAUGUGCUGAGGGACAAAUGUGUGGCCAUUAUACACAAGUUGUUUGGAAAAAUACAGUGAGAAUUGGAUGUGCUAAAGUGAGAUGUGAUAAUGGAGGAACUUUUAUUACAUGCAAUUAUGAUCCUCCUGGCAACUAUAUUGGUGAGAGGCCAUACUGAGUGAUUUAUUUUCUACUAUCAUGAUUUGUUCCAACUUAGAUGUAAGAGCUCUAUCAUAGAAGAACCCAGAAUAAAUUAAUGUAGUAUUAUAGGAAUUUUAUAAUUUGUAAUAAGGACGUUUUAGACAUAGUGUGUUCAUUGGAAAUCUAUUCGAAAAUAACAUUCCGUUUGAAAUCUAUGCAAAAAAUAAAUAAAUAAAUA
Molecule: messenger RNA, 693 nt
Organism: Vicia villosa (hairy vetch)
Lineage: Eukaryota; Viridiplantae; Streptophyta; Magnoliopsida; Fabales; Fabaceae
Product: pathogenesis-related protein PR-1 type-like
Exons: 1
Coding region: 1-492 (163 amino acids)
Cellular component (GO): extracellular region
Source: RefSeq, a predicted model, not a curated record